CGGAGCUUUUUAAGCCCCAAAAACGGAAGACAAACGUCCAGACGGACAUAAAAGGGGACUCAAAAAGAGCGAAAAUGUUGCCGGCGUGAGCGAUGACCAUUGCAAUUGCUGGUAUGGCCGAUUCAUUAUUAUCAGGUAGCGUUAAAGAGAACAAGCUAUGGAAGGGAGUCCUUGCUGUCGCCGGAAUCAUGACCACUCUUGUCAUCUAUGGUCUUUUACAGGAAAAGAUCAUGAGAGUCCCAUAUGGGUCAAACAAGGAAUUCUUUAAGUACUCGUUGUUUCUUGUUUUCUGCAACCGCAUUACCACGUCUGCUGUCUCUGCUGCUGCUCUUGUGGCAAGUAAAAAAGCUUUGAAUCCUGUCGCUCCCGUUUACAAGUACUGUCUCAUAUCAGUAUCCAACAUACUGACCACAACUUGCCAGUAUGAGGCGCUCAAGUAUGUUAGUUUCCCUGUCCAGACACUCGCUAAGUGUGCCAAAAUGAUUCCUGUCAUGGUAUGGGGCACAAUCAUUAUGCAAAAGAGAUACAAAGGAAUGGACUACUUUUUGGCUCUUCUAGUGACACUGGGCUGUUCAAUUUUCAUUCUAUUUCCAGCAGGAACUGAGAUCAGUCCAUACAGCAGAGGAAGAGAAAACACUGUUUGGGGUGUUUCCCUGAUGCUUGGCUAUCUUGGUUUCGAUGGAUUUACAAGCACGUUCCAAGAUAAGCUAUUUAAAGGUUAUGAUAUGGAGAUUCACAAUCAAAUUUUCUAUACAACAUUGUGUUCUUGCAUUCUCAGCUUGACAGGCCUUGUAUUACAAGGACAUCUUCUUCCAGCCAUAGAUUUUGUGUUCCGCCAUAGUGAUUGUUUCUUUGACAUUGCAUUGCUUUCCACCGUAGCAACUGCUAGCCAGUUCUUCAUUUCGUACACAAUUCGCACAUUUGGUGCUCUAACCUUUGCUGCUAUAAUGACCACAAGACAGUUGGUGAGCAUCGUGCUAUCAUGUGUGUGGUUCGCCCAUCCUCUUAGCUGGGAACAAUGGAUUGGAGCUGUUAUCGUCUUUGGUUCUCUGUAUGCAAGAAACUUGUUGAAAAGCACAUCUUCGAAGCCUCCACCUUCCGAGCAUACUCAAAAUGGAGCGUCUAGUCCUAUGAAGCAAAACCCUUGAUGCAGUGACUUCAGAACUUUGGACUUGGUGCUGCCUCCAAUUUUACAGUGAUUGGCAGCUAUUGGUCUCGUUGUGAGUUUCCCAUUCAAUAGACUGCAAAAUGGAUGGAGAUGGACACGAUUUCAUCCAAACAAUUCGAUGCAGUACCACAAGCAAAAGGAUCCUCUCUGAGUGGCAUUAGUAGUUAAUAGUGUUAGGGGAGGGAAGAAAAAUAGUAAGAGAGAAGGUGACGUUCCAUUUUUGUGUAGGAACUGACCACAGCAUAAAAGGGCUGAUCUUUUACUUGUGUUUAAUGUCUGAACACAUGCCCCUAAAAUAUAUCCGAACAGAAAAGGUAUAAAAUAUACCUACAAUUUGAUGCAGGAGCAAAGCAUCUUGUCAGUAUUUUAUCACUAAUGAACUUGAGGGAUGCUUGUCUCUUA
Molecule: messenger RNA, 1570 nt
Organism: Populus euphratica (Euphrates poplar)
Lineage: Eukaryota; Viridiplantae; Streptophyta; Magnoliopsida; Malpighiales; Salicaceae
Product: UDP-N-acetylglucosamine (UAA) transporter family
Exons: 12
Coding region: 93-1148 (351 amino acids)
Biological process (GO): 3'-phosphoadenosine 5'-phosphosulfate transport; transmembrane transport
Cellular component (GO): endoplasmic reticulum membrane; Golgi membrane
Molecular function (GO): 3'-phosphoadenosine 5'-phosphosulfate transmembrane transporter activity
Source: RefSeq, a predicted model, not a curated record